GAAUGAGAAAAAAGACGCUGCACAGGCUGAGCCAGUUCCGGCGGGAGUGGCAGCAAGAACACCGAUGGAGGUCACAACGCCAACAACUGAACCGGAAGGACGUGGUACGUUCCGAAAAUUAUUCAUGAAACUGGGCGAAAAAGUUGGCACCGUCAAGGUCUCGGAGCUCAGCCCGGAAUACAUAAACCGAGUAAACAAUGCGGAUGCUUACAAGGAAGUACUUUGUCAACUAGCAGGAGGCAUCAUGCACGUACUGCAGCAAAAUCCAAUAUUCGUACCGGAAGCAGAAUCGACAAUGGAAUUUGAAUGCCCACCGCACGAGGAUCCACUUGAACUACUGGCAGCAUCACUAAUGGCAAUGAGACAAAAUUUUGCCGCUCAUUUACCUGCGCUCGAAGAGCGUCAAACAUUGAUAUCCCGACGUCAAGAGAUGGAUUUUGCAAAAUAUGACUAUACAAACAAUCAGACUCAGCAGAAAAAAGAAAUCUACGAAAAGGCACUCGCACAAUUCAACGAACAGUCAGACGCAAUUUUCAAAAGGCUCGACACAAUCCCAGACAAGAAAGAAACACAUCGAAUGGAGCUGAUCAAACUACUGGAUGAGAUGCGCCGAUAUCAUGACGAUGCUGCACAACAGUGUUUCCGUGUUGCUAAAGCAAAGUGGUAACC
Messenger RNA from Gongylonema pulchrum, 669 nucleotides. The record is from the annotation of a GenBank genome assembly. NCBI's taxonomy places the organism in Eukaryota, Metazoa, Nematoda, Chromadorea, Rhabditida, Gongylonematidae.